UUGACACAAUUUCUGGCCAAGCAGUUGCACGGUGGACAAUUGGACGUAAUGCAUCUCGGCAAAUUAAUGCGCCUGAUUUGUUUUUAGAAACGGAGUUUAUGACCGGUCCGUGGAGAGGAUACAGAGCCGCAGUAGGCUACCAUUCGCUGUCAGGGCUACUGGUUUUUUGUUGAUGUCAUCGGUAGCCGUGUUCGAACAGGAGCGACCGUCAAUUUAUAGUCAGGAUUACUAGAAUAACAAAAUAAAGCCUACAAUAAAAAAGUAGCUAGGUUUUUUUUGUGCGCACAGUGAGUAUGGGAAUUCUAACGCACUGUGUUUUACUUUUUUUAUUCCAGCAUUUGACGUCCGCUUAUGCUUUUAAAGAAGGACUAGACAACGGACAGUAUGCAUUUGUGAAAGAUCCUAGUUUGAAUAUCGAAAAGAGAUCUGCAGAUGUAGAAUUAUUCCAGUUUGACUCUGAAUCACCCGAACACAUUCGGAACAGGAGAAGCGCUGAUCAAGAGGACUGUAAAAGUCUCCAGGGAUUCGACACCAAAUUGACGAACAACACCCACACCUAUUCCUUCAAUGACCUGAGUGGGUCCGUGUCACUGGCCUGGGUUGGAGACGCCACCGGGGUCAUCCUGGCUUUGACAACAUUCCAGAUUCCAUUCUUCAUGUUGAGAUUCGCCCAGUCCAAACUCUAUCGAAGUGAGAACUAUGGGAAGUCGUUCCAGGAUGUUACAAACCUCAUCAACAACACUUUCAUCAGGACAGAGUUCGGCAUCGCCAUCGGACCAGAGAACUCUGGGAAGGUGAUCCUGACAGGUGACGUGUCUGGCAGCCUGGGAUCUCGUAUCUUUAUCUCCAGAGACUUUGGGAACAGCUUUGAGCAGCAGGACCUUCCUUUCAACCCCCUGAUGCAGAUCACAUACAACCCCAGAGAUGCCAAAGUUCUCCUGGUUAUCAGCAACACUAACGAGCUCUGGCUGUCAGAGGACUUUGGAGAGAACUGGAGGAAGAUCCAUGACAUGGUGUGUCUGUUCAAAUGGGGGAUGGACAGUAACAUAUUCUUCACCACCAGCCUCAAUGGAUCCUGCAAUGACUUGGGGAUGCUGGACUUGAGGAGGACGACGGACUACGGGAAGACCAUCAAGACUGUUGCCACUAAGAUCUUCUCUUUCGGCCUGGGGGGAAAGUUUCUGUUUGCCUCUGUUAUGACUGGAACUGGCACUCUGAGGAGGAUCCAUGUGUCGACUAACCAGGGGGAGGAGUGGAACAUGGCUCAGCUGCCUCCGGUUGGCCACGAGGAGUUCUAUUCUAUCCUGGCAGCCAAUGAGGACAUGGUGUUCAUGCACGUGGACGAACCAGGAGACACAGCCUAUGGCACCAUCUACGUGUCAGACGACAGGGGUACCGUGUACUCUAAGUCUCUGGAGCGUCACCUCUACACCACCACAGGGGGAGACACUGACUUCACCAAAGUUACCUCUCUACGAGGGGUCUUCAUCACCAGUAUACUGGCAGAGGAUGGCUUGGUGCAGUCCGUGGUGUCCUUCGACCAGGGAGGGGAAUGGGUGCCCCUGCAGAAACCUGCCAACACCAAGUGUGACUCCACAGCCAAAGACCCCGACAAGUGCAGUCUCCACAUCCACGCAGCUUACAGUGCGGCUAUGAAGCUGAACGUCCCCAUGCUGCCUCUCAGUGAACCAAACGCUGUAGGACUCAUCAUGGCUCACGGGAGUGUGGGCGAUGCCAUCUCUGUGAUGAAGCCUGACGUGUUCGUGUCAGAUGAUGGAGGUUACACCUGGCUGCAGGCCCUGGAGGGACCUCACCACUAUGCCAUCCUGGACUCUGGUGGACUCCUGGUGGCCGUGGAGCACUCUGCUCAGCUCAUCAAAGACAUCAAGUUUUCCACAGACGAGGGCCAGUGCUGGCACGUUCACCAGUUCACCAGCGAUCCCAUCCACUUCACAGGGCUAGCGGUGGAGCCGGGGGCGAGGUCUAUGAACGUCAGUGUCUGGGGCUACAGAGACUCUCUGCUCAGUCAGUACUGGGUAUCUGUCACCGUUGACUUCCGAGAGCUGCUCACUAGAACCUGUGAGGACCAGGACUACGUGCAGUGGCUGGCACACUCUGAUGACAUCAGCGACCCUAACGACGGCUGUAUGCUGGGUUACAAGGAGAAGUUCCUGCGUCUGAGGAAGGCCUCGGUCUGCUGGAACGGACGGGACUAUGAGGUCGACAAGCAACCCGCCCCCUGCCUCUGCACCCUGGACGACUUUCUGUGUGACUUUGGGUACUAUCGUAAAGAGAACAGCUCUGAGUGUGUGGAGCAGCUGGACCUGAAGGACCACCUUCUGGAGUUCUGUCUGCAAGGCAAGGAGGAGCUGCUGCAGACCAGAGGCUAUAGGAAGAUCCCCGGGGAUAAGUGUGAGGGAGGAAAACAGCCGGAGAGAAAAGAGAUCGACCUCAGUAAGAGGUGUGUCGGUGAUCUGCUGGGACCUCAGGAACUACUGAUGCACGGCCAUCUGUCCAGCUCUGCACCCAUCAUAGUGACUGUUUUAAUCAUUGUGCUGCUCGCAAUCAUAGCUGGGGUCCUCAUCGUCAAGAAGUAUGUCUGCGGUGGCAGGUUCCUGGUACACAGCUACUCUGUCCUACAGCAGCAUGCUGAGGCCCAGGGACUAGACGAACCCCUAGACAGCAGCUACACUCAGACCAGAAACAUGGCCGACUUCCACGACGAUUCAGACGAGGAUCUUCUGGAGUAACAGGUUGAACAUGCAGCUCCCAAGAGGACCUACUCGUCUCCUGUCUGUCCUUUACAACCCAGAGACUCCUGCAGCUACAAGAGGAAUCUCGUCUCCUGUCUGUCCUUUACAACCCAGAGACUCCUGCAGCUACAAGAGGAAUCUAGUCUCCUGUCUGUCCUGAGGCUCACUGCUCUACAUCGAAGAACAUGUUUCUUCUAUCUGUACAACCAGAGGCUCGCUGCUGCUGUUCUCUCCUUCGACUCCUGCUACUUCCUCUUUCCCUCCCUCCCUCCACCAUGACCCUUGACCUCUAACCCCUGACCUUCCAGCGCCUGGCGGAGAGUUGUUCCAGUGCAGCUCUCAUCAGUGAGGUAUCCAAUGAGGCUUUGUGAUCUGAGUGAGACACAGCCAGAAUUCAGCAGGAGAGCAGAGGUCCAGUCGGGUUGUUAUGGUUGAUUUUAAAAAAGAAAAUGUAUUCUCAGAGUUCCUUUUCUGUUGGGAUAGAAUGGUUUGUUGGUUCUGGAAUGCUGGUGAAUCUGGAAUCAUGGACCUGCUGUUUUAUGGUCUUUGGGAGCUUCUCUUAAUAUCUACUGUAGCUAGACUCUUCAAAACAAGUGACUGUAAACAGCACCAUGAUGGCAUUACGGGUUAUACAUGCCUCUCCCAUUGCUUGGGACUGGGGAUCUUGGGAAAUAUUACGUAUACGUUUCUAUUGAAGACAUGUCCUUUUUUCCCCCUCCCCUGCACUUACAUAAAGAUCUUUAAUUUUUCAUUGAUGUGAUUCGGGGUUGGUACUAUGUUAAAUAGGUUAUAAUUAGUUACUGUGGCUUGGUAAAAUUACUCUACCAAGCCACACUAUUUCUUAACUAUUUUUGAACUAUUUUGCCUAAAUGAUAAGACGCAAGUGGAAAUAUUUAUAAGCAUUUAAAGUUGGAUAGCAAUAACAUGUUUAGAUCCAGUGUAUCAACACGCUAAGCUUUCAUAGCAGGAAUCAACCUCCUCCUCUAAACUAAAGGGAUUAAUCCUAACAUGAGAAUUGUGUACCUAUCUCAAACAUUCACCUUCUAAAUCAUGCAUCAUUUGUUUAUUCAAGUUAUGAUUUGGCUAUAUUAGAACAAUAGACUUAUUCUAUCUAAACAUUGUAUGCAGUUGUGACUGCCUAAAGCAGUAUAAAAAAAACGUCUGUUUAGUUUGAGUCAGGGGGAUGUAGUAUACAAAAAGCUAUUCACCUCAUGCCUCCUCAUUUCUCUACACAAAUGAUGUUUAAUAUGUUGAGCUAAUCCUACACUAGUGAAAGUAGACCCCAAUGUGAAGGAAGGACUAUAUAGGAAUCGAUCAAACGUAAACACAGGCGCUAAGGCCACUUUUUUUUUUUUUUAGAAAUGUAAUAACUGUCACAUAGAUCUGGACAUCUUUAACGAAGCCAUUUUUGUUAGAAGAAAUUAUUUUAUAAAGCUUAACAACGUUG
Oncorhynchus keta (chum salmon) is the source of this 4200-nucleotide messenger RNA. RefSeq names its product sortilin-like. Bases 294 to 2750 code for a protein of 818 amino acids. The transcript is spliced from 19 exons. Gene Ontology annotation, biological process: Golgi to endosome transport; vesicle organization; endocytosis. Gene Ontology annotation, molecular function: protein binding. NCBI's taxonomy places the organism in Eukaryota, Metazoa, Chordata, Actinopteri, Salmoniformes, Salmonidae. Gene Ontology annotation, cellular component: membrane; Golgi apparatus. The record is from RefSeq and is a predicted model, not a curated record.